CUUCCCUCCAGCCCCAACUCCUGCACCUUGCCCCGCCCCCCCUUCCUCCCACGUCCCUUCUGCCGGGGCUGUCUUGCGUUUGCCCGGCGUCCCGCGCUUCUAGCUGGUCCUGCCCACCCACCCUGUCCAGUGCGCCCCUCUCUCCUCGCCGCGUAUCCUCACGCUCCACCCCUCCCGGUUCUCCAGCCGCAAGCUUCCCCGGUUGCCUUCUUGCGCGGCCGCUUCCUUCUCUCCCUGCCAGGAGUUGAAGAGCUGCGGCACCCCGGGGCGGAUAGUGUCCCUGUCCGCCGCUGGCGCUGCCCACCCCUCUCUCUUUCCCCCUCUACCCGGGAAGCGAGGGGCUGAGCGGUUGGGCCGAAAUUUGGCUGCGUGUUGGCUGAGUGCGACAAACAGCGAGAGCGGGCAGUAGAGGCGCCGCGGCGGCCGUGGCCGCGCGGGGCGCAGCAGUAAGCAGGUGUGUGUGUCCGGGGGGGGGACGCGCACCGCGGGCUCUUCGGCUGGCGACAGAUUGUGCAGGAAUGCGAGGAAUGCACCGGGAGCAUAGUCCACGCGGCCCGCCGCGGCAGAACUAGAGCCUUCCCCAGCCCAGCUCUCACUGAGCAGUCAGAGGUCACCGGAGCAUCUUCGGAGCUGGAGGAAUGCCAGCUCCUGAACAGGCCUCAUUGGUGGAGGAGGGGCAACCACAGAGCCGCCAGGAAGCUGCCUCCACUGGCCCCGGCAUGGAGCCCGAGACCACAGCCACCACUAUUCUAGCUUCUGUGAAGGAGCAGGAGCUUCAGUUUCAGCGACUCACCCGAGAACUGGAGGUGGAAAGGCAGAUUGUUGCCAGUCAGCUAGAAAGAUGUAGGCUUGGAGCAGAAUCACCAAGCAUCGCCAGCACCAGCUCAACUGAGAAGUCAUUUCCUUGGAGAUCAACAGAUGUGCCAAAUACUGGUGUAAACAAACCUAGAGUUUCUGACACUGUCCAUCCCAACAACUAUUUCGUCAGGACAGAGCCAGAACCAGGGACCCUCUACUCACCAGAACAGACGUCUCUCCAUGAAAGUGAGGGAUCUUUGGGUAACUCAAGAAGUUCAACACAAAUGAAUUCUUAUUCCGACAGUGGAUACCAGGAAGCAGGGAGUUUCCACAACAGCCAGAACUUGAGUAAAGCAGAUAACAGACCACAGCAUUCAUUCGUAGGAUCAACUAAUAACCACCUGGUGAGAAAUUCAAGAGCUGAAGGGCAAACACUGGUUCAGCCAUCAGUGGCCAAUCGGGCCAUGAGAAGAGUUAGUUCAGUUCCAUCUAGAGCACAGUCUCCUUCUUAUGUUAUCAGCACAGGCGUGUCUCCUUCAAGGGGGUCACUGAGAACUUCUCUGGGUAGUGGAUUUGGCUCUCCCUCUGUGACCGACUCCCGACCACUGAACCCCAGUGCAUACUCCUCCACCACAUUACCUGCUCAGCGGGCAGCUUCUCCAUACUCUGCACAGAGACCCGCCUCCCCAUCAGCUGUACGUCGGAUUGGGUCGGUCACCUCCCGGCAGACCUCCAAUCCCAACGGACCAACCCCUCAGUACCAAACCACCACCAGAGUGGGGUCCCCACUGACGCUGACGGAUGCACAGACUCGAGUAGCUUCCCCAUCCCAAGGCCAGGUGGGGUCAUCGUCCCCCAAACGCUCAGGGAUGACUGCCGUACCACAGCAUCUGGGACCUUCACUGCAAAGGACUGUUCACGACAUGGAACAAUUCGGACAGCAGCAGUAUGAAAUCUACGAGAGGAUGGUUCCACCUCGGCCAGACAGCCUGACAGGCUUACGGAGUUCUUAUGCUAGUCAGCACAGCCAGCUUGGACAAGACCUUCGUUCAGCUGUGUCUCCCGACUUGCACAUCACUCCUAUAUAUGAGGGGAGGACCUAUUAUAGCCCAGUGUACCGCAGCCCAAACCACGGAACCGUAGAGCUCCAGGGAUCACAGACAGCGCUGUACCGCACAGGCUCAGUAGGUGUUGGAAAUCUGCAAAGGACGUCCAGCCAACGAAGUACCCUUACAUACCAAAGAAAUAAUUAUGCUCUGAACACAACAGCUACCUAUGCGGAGCCCUAUAGGCCAAUACAGUACCGAGUGCAAGAGUGCAAUUAUAACAGGCUUCAGCACGUAGCACCGGCUGAUGAUGGCACAACGAGAUCCCCGUCAAUAGACAGCAUUCAGAAAGACCCCAGGGAGUUUGCCUGGCGUGAUCCUGAGUUGCCUGAAGUCAUUCACAUGCUGCAGCACCAGUUCCCGUCAGUUCAGGCAAACGCAGCGGCCUACCUGCAGCACCUGUGCUUUGGUGACAACAAAGUGAAGAUGGAGGUGUGUAGGUUAGGGGGAAUCAAGCAUCUGGUUGACCUUUUGGACCACAGAGUUUUGGAAGUUCAGAAGAAUGCUUGUGGUGCCCUCCGAAACCUUGUUUUCGGCAAGUCUACAGAUGAAAAUAAAAUAGCCAUGAAGAAUGUUGGCGGGAUUCCUGCCUUGUUGCGACUGUUGAGAAAAUCGAUUGAUGCAGAAGUAAGGGAGCUGGUCACAGGAGUUCUGUGGAAUUUAUCCUCAUGUGAUGCUGUAAAGAUGACAAUCAUCCGAGAUGCUCUCUCGACCCUGACAAACACUGUGAUCGUUCCACAUUCUGGAUGGAAUAACUCUUCUUUUGAUGAUGAUCAUAAAAUUAAAUUUCAGACUUCACUCGUUCUGCGUAAUACAACAGGUUGCCUGAGAUCAUCUCUGAAAGUGGUGAAGGCAGCAGCCCAGGUCUUGAAUACAUUAUGGCAAUAUCGGGACCUCCGGAGCAUUUAUAAAAAGGAUGGGUGGAAUCAGAACCAUUUUAUUACACCUGUGUCAACGUUAGAGCGAGACCGGUUCAAAUCGCAUCCUUCCUUGUCUACCACCAACCAACAGAUGUCACCCGUCAUUCAGUCAGUCGGCAGCACCUCGUCCUCACCAGCACUGUUAGGAGUCAGAGACCCUCGCUCUGAAUACGAUAGGACCCAGCCACCUAUGCAGUAUUACAGUAGCCAAGGGGAUGCCACACACAGAGGCCUGUACCCUGGCUCCAGCAAACCUUCACCAAUUUACAUCAGUUCCUAUUCCUCACCAGCAAGAGAACAAAAUAGACGGCUACAGCAUCAACAGCUGUAUUAUAGUCAAGAUGACUCCAACAGAAAGAACUUUGAUGCAUACAGAUUGUAUUUGCAGUCUCCUCAUAGCUAUGAAGAUCCUUAUUUUGAUGACCGAGUUCACUUUCCAGCUUCUACUGAUUAUUCGACACAGUAUGGACUGAAAUCGACCACGAAUUACGUGGACUUUUAUUCCACUAAACGACCUUCUUACAGAGCAGAACAGUACCCAGGGUCCCCAGACUCAUGGGUGUAGCAUCCUGAUGCUCGGGAGAGGAACUCUUUCUUUCUAACUUUGUUUGGAUUGAGAUGAGAAGUCCGUCUUGCUGAUUUGCUGAUGAAAUGUGAAAGUGACAUGGAAGGAAUGAGUGAAGAGCAUAUUCUUUUUUUCUUUUUUGAGGAAUUUUCAGGGAAGUGAGGCAACCUUCGGGAGAAAGGACUUUCUAAGCUAUACUUAGGUGUUAGAUCUAAUUACUUGUAGAUUCUAUAGUCUGGUGAAGGUGUGGGCGAUGUGAUGAGAGGUUUAAGAAAUGGGUGAAAUGAGAUGGGGGAUGUGUAGGUCAAAUCAAAUUAAAAAUGAUUUUUUUAAUGUGAAUAAGUUAUGUUCUGAUAGUUUGUACAGAAAAAAAAAAUAAAUAAAAUGGAUGCCCUUCGUGUUUUAUUGCUAUUACUAACUGUCAAGAUUGUAUGCUAUUAUGUCUUGUAAAUUUCUUUUGUUGAUGUAAAUAUGGAAAUGCCACAUUGGCUAAGUGCCAUCACUUGUAAAGCAGUGUGUCAUCUGAAAAGAGAUUUGAAGAAACUGACAGCUUAAAAAACAAAUGGGAAACCCAAGGAAUUGUUAGCAGUUAAAAACAAACUACAACAUCCUUUGUUUUCAAAAUGAAUAGUGUACCUUUGAAGCACCAAGUCCAGUCUGGUAUAGCAGCACCAUGCCCAUUCCCUGCCUCUUUCAUAGGACCCUUCACUGCCAUUUUCUAUGCACAUGAAAGAAAAUAAAUGUGGAAAUUUCAUCCUUGGAAA
Molecule: messenger RNA, 4153 nt
Organism: Bubalus bubalis (water buffalo)
Lineage: Eukaryota; Metazoa; Chordata; Mammalia; Artiodactyla; Bovidae
Gene: PKP4
Product: plakophilin 4
Biological process (GO): cell-cell junction assembly; cell-cell adhesion
Cellular component (GO): adherens junction; nucleus; plasma membrane
Molecular function (GO): cadherin binding
Source: RefSeq, a predicted model, not a curated record